Messenger RNA from Daldinia caldariorum, 695 nucleotides. RefSeq names its product ribosomal protein L14 domain-containing protein. The coding region runs from base 90 to 509 and encodes 139 amino acids. Gene Ontology annotation, molecular function: structural constituent of ribosome; large ribosomal subunit rRNA binding. Gene Ontology annotation, cellular component: cytosolic large ribosomal subunit; ribosome. The record is from RefSeq and is a predicted model, not a curated record. The transcript has 6 exons. Gene Ontology annotation, biological process: translation. Lineage: Eukaryota; Fungi; Ascomycota; Sordariomycetes; Xylariales; Hypoxylaceae.
CGUGACAAACGACCACCAACUUCGACCACCGUCAACAACGACCACAACCCCCCCGACCGUUUAAGAACCCCCCGAAUAAAUCAGUCGCAAUGGCCAAGCUCUCGCGUGGUGCCCCCGGUGGCAAGCUUAAGAUGACCCUCGGUCUGCCUGUCGGUGCUAUCAUGAACUGCGCCGACAACUCCGGUGCUCGAAACCUGUACAUCAUCUCCGUCAAGGGUAUCGGCGCUCGUCUAAACCGACUGCCCGCCGGUGGUGUCGGUGACAUGGUCAUGGCCACCGUCAAGAAGGGAAAGCCCGAGCUCCGAAAGAAGGUCCACCCCGCCGUCAUCGUCCGACAGUCCAAGCCCUGGAAGCGAACCGACGGCGUCUUCCUCUACUUCGAGGACAACGCUGGUGUCAUCGUCAACCCCAAGGGUGAGAUGAAGGGCUCCGCCAUCACCGGCCCCGUCGGUAAGGAGGCUGCCGAAUUAUGGCCCCGUAUUGCCAGCAACUCCGGUGUUGUGAUGUAAAGGUUGGUUGAGGCAGGCGAGCGUUUCGUUUUCGGGCGGAGCAUUUGGGUCGAGAGAGGGGAAGGACACGGACAACACACGGGGCUGGCCAACUCUCACGACUGCUUGGUGAGAGGACUUGAGAUGGAGGCCUGCUUUUUUUUGUUGUCGUCGUGUCUUCCCCCUCCCUCCCCGCGGUGGUAGUAG